Molecule: messenger RNA, 954 nt
Organism: Ceratotherium simum simum (southern white rhinoceros)
Lineage: Eukaryota; Metazoa; Chordata; Mammalia; Perissodactyla; Rhinocerotidae
Product: olfactory receptor 7E178-like
Biological process (GO): G protein-coupled receptor signaling pathway
Cellular component (GO): membrane
Molecular function (GO): olfactory receptor activity; G protein-coupled receptor activity
Source: RefSeq, a predicted model, not a curated record
AAUACAAUGUUUUGUCUCAGUUAUAUGGAACUCCAGAAUCUAACAGGUAUCUCAGAAUUCCUCCUCCUGGGUCUCUCAGAGGAUCCAGAAUUGCAAGCCCUUCUCUUUGGGCUCUUCCUAUCCAUGUACCUGGUCACUGUGCUUGGGAAUCUGCUCAUCAUUCUGGCCAUCAGCUCUGACUCUCACCUCCGCAUCCCCAUGUACUUCUUCCUCUCCAAUCUGUCCUUGGCUGACAUUGGUUUCAUCACCACUACAGUCCCCAAGAUGCUGGUGAACCUCCAGGCUCACAGCAAAUCCAUCACCUAUGCAGGCUGCCUAACUCAGGUAUCCUUUUUUUUCCUUUUUGGAUGUUUGGACAGUCUCCUCUUGGCUGUGAUGGCCUAUGACCGGUUGGUGGCUAUCUGUCACCCCCUACACUACACAGUCAUCAUGAAGUCACGUCUCUGUGGCAUAUUGGUCCUGGUAUCAUUUUUCAUCAGCCUUUUGGACUCUCAGAUUCAUUGCUUGAUGGUAUCACAACUUAUCUUCUGCACAGAUGUGGAAAUCCCUCAUUUCUUUUGUGACGUUCCUCAGCUUUUCAACCUUGCCUGUUCUGACACCUCCACCAAUAACAUAGUCAUAUUUUUUGUUGGGACCAUCUCUGGUUUUCUCCCUAUCUCAGGAAUUAUUUUCUCUUACUAUAAAAUUGUUUCCACCAUUCUGAGAAUCUCAUCAUCAGGUGGGAAGUACAAAGCCUUCUCCACCUGCGGCUCUCAUCUGUCAGUUGUUUGCUUAUUUUAUGGAACAGGCCUUGGAGUGUACCUCAAUUCCACUGUCUCAUCUUCCUCUAGGAAGAGUGCAGUGGCCUCUGUGAUGUAUACUGUGGUCACCCCUAUGCUGAACCCCUUCAUCUACAGCCUGAAGAACAGGGACAUCAAGAGUGUCUUAUGGAGGAUUGUCAGCAGAAGCUCCUAA